Molecule: messenger RNA, 1889 nt
Organism: Xiphophorus maculatus (southern platyfish)
Lineage: Eukaryota; Metazoa; Chordata; Actinopteri; Cyprinodontiformes; Poeciliidae
Exons: 8
Coding region: 755-1564 (269 amino acids)
Molecular function (GO): protein binding
Source: RefSeq, a predicted model, not a curated record
UUGUACCCCUCCUCCUCUAUCAACGUGGUACAGUCCAUCAAGACCAGGUGCAAGCAAUUAGUGCUAAUAGAACUUCUUUUGCUUGGAGGAAGAGGUAAGACUCAUACAGACUCUCUUACGAUAUGUAACAUUGUAAUUCUGAAGAAUGUUGUAGGUUACUUGAUGUUUGGAUACACCAAAGCAUCUGAUUUGCUGCAGUUUAGCUAGUUCUUACCAACCAUCUUAGUCAGCGUACCAGAGUUUAAAGGGAAGGUGACUCACUCCAGAAUUAGACAAAACUGUAUUUGGUCAUUUUCUGUGUAUCAGUGAGUGAUAUUCUUUCACAGGCACAAAUUAUCUAGGUAAUAAUCAUUAGUAUUAAGAUAAUGUUUUAAUAUUUGAAGGUAUUGAGAACUUGUCAAUAGAAAGUCAAUUAUGUAAUACUGUGUACUUCAAUACAGCAUUUUCUCAUACAAUAGCAUCAAAUCAUAUUGUGUACAGCAGAGGUGUCAAACUCAAGUUCUUGAGGGCUUGUGUCCAGCAACUUUUAGAUGUGUCUGUGAUGCCACACGGCUGGAUCAAAUGGGGUGGUUAUCAGCAGGUCAUCAACUUGACUGCACUUAGAAGCUAAUUCAGUCAUAUAAUUCAGGUAUUUUGGACCAGAGGAACAUCUAAAAGUUGCAGUACACUGGCCCUCGAUGCCUGGAGUUUGACACCCCUGGUGUACAGUGUCAUGUUGUUACUCAACAGCACGUUACUCUGAUCUUUGCAGGAGAUGUCAGCAACAAGGUCUCAGAGAGCAAAAAGAAAUCCCAAACAUGAUGCCAGUUAUUAUUGCUCCUUAGGUGAAGAUAAAGAGGGAUUUGAUGAAAAUACAUUAAUUCAUUUAAAGGUCGGGGUGUGUACAGUUGCCGGUGCUUUCAAAAAGGAGAUUCUUAUUGAGUACAGAGGGGAAGUCAUAAGUAGAAAGGAACAAGAAAACCGAUUGAAAAUUUACCAUGAUGCACUCGAGGCUUUUAUGUUUGAUUUCAAGUUCAAUGGACAACAGCUUUGUGUUGAUGCUGCCAGAGAGGAUGGAUCAUUGGGGAGGCUGGUAAAUGAUGAAGAGAUGAACCCAAACAGCAAAUUGAAAGUUACAAGGGUGGAUGGAAGACCUCAUCUUUGUUUAUUUGCACUCAAAGAUAUUGGUCCUGGGGAAGAAAUCACUUAUGUUUAUGGUGAUUCUGACUGGCCAUGGAGAAGAAAGAUUUCCAAAGAUGAACUGUGUCAGGCUGUUGACGUGGACGCAUGCGGAUCCUGUUCAACUAACCCUCCAGAGAUUUCCAAAGAUGAAAGGUGUCAGGCUGGUGACGUGGAUGCAUGCGGAUCCUGUUCAACCAACCCUCCAGAGAUUUCCAUAGAAGAACCGUGUCAGGCUGGUCAUGUGGAUGCGUACAGAUCCUGUUCAACCAACCCUCCAGAGAUUUCCAAAGAUGAGCUGUGUCAGGCUGGUGAGGUAGAUGCAUGCAGAACCUGUUCAACCAACCCUGCAGAGCACAAAGUAAACACAGAGAUGGUAAGGGGAAAGAAAUCAACAGAAAACUAAAACGGAAGGACAUAGAGCCCCGCAGAAAAUGAACACAAAUAAAAAUUCUGGUAAGUCACCACACCUACACAAGUCAAGAAACACCAAUCUACUUAAGCUCAAAAGCACAACUGAAGCAUGGUCAAAAGUAAUGAUCCACACCACUGAAAGGCAAUAGGAUGACCAUUUUCUUCUUUAUGCAUAAUAUUUUGAGCAGACAUGAUCCAAUAUGUCAUCUGGCUUAAAUUACCAUGCACAUACCAUAUAAAACUGUACCUUGUAUUAAAAUGAUAAACUUUCACAUAGUCAAUGUUCAGAUGCUAGAAAAUCUAAUUUAGUGAUGAGU